AUGUCUAACUUUGACGAAGACUUUUUCAAAGAUCUCUUGAGGGAAGAACGAGAAGAAUGCCUCAAAGGCCCAGGUAUCGAUUUGGACCUUCACGAACAGUUUGUUGAAGCAUGUCAAGCGUUUCAGGAUGCUAAAGAUGCAAAAGAUGCUGCGGAAGCUGACCUAGAAGAAUCGACAAGAGCUGGUGACACGGCAGCAAAGGCUGAAGCACAGGAGAUGUUGACAAUGUGGAGUAAAGCGCUGAAAGAUUCGCUCCAAUCUUGCGUCGAUGCAGCCAAACCAAUUCUUGAGGCUGUGGACUUGACUGAAUAUGACUUGGAAAUGUCCCUCCUGCGAACUGCGAUUCUGACGAGAGCAACAUCUAAGGGGCUGGCUAAGUUUGCCAAUGAUAGCGACUUGAAUGGACAACUAAUUGAGACUCUUUUGAAUAACAAAAAGAUCAUGAAGGAGAUGAUCCUACAUGGAGGAGCAAGAAAGAAUGAAUUUGGAAUGUGCAUGAAGUUGUAUACUCAGAUAAUGGCUGGUAUUGAAAAGGAUAGAUUUCACAAAGUUAACAAGAAACUGGCAAUGGCUGCCGCGCUGGAAUUUUGUUCCAAGCAAUCUGAGUUUGACACUUCUGUCGAUGUUAAUGCACAAAAACGCUUCUCCCACUAUGACAAGGCUCAUCGCAAAGGGGAGCUGGAUCCUGCGUUCACUCACUUUACGACUUGGGAGUAUCGAAUGGCAAUAAGCAGCGAUGCGCCGAACGAGCAGCUGAAGUGGGGACGGAAGAUGCAAAUGAAUUUCUGUCCGCACAUUGCCACCAUCUACAAUGAAAAGUUCCGCUACUGCUACCAGGUUUCGAGUGAUGUGGGCUAUCGUGACCCGACCUGGACUUCUUCACCCAGAACUUAUCAGCAGGUUCUGAGUGGCGGUGGUAGAGAGGGGCCCCGAGCCUGGUUUGGCCGCUAUAUUUGUAGGGCAUUUGGCAUACCUGUGUGGGGUGCAAAACAACCGGGAAAUAUGUCAAUGGCAAGAUGGACUCCGAAAGGAUGGGAAUUUUAUCUUGGUAAAGAUGGUGACUGGGACAUUAGUUCAUGGGAAGAUCGAUCGGGUGUUGACUUUUACGAGGAAUGUCGAGCACGUAGCGCUGUGAGUGAGCAAGAGUACUUUGAGAGAGUAGUCUUACUUGAGUGUUUGGCCGAUGCUUGCAAAGAGAAAAACAAGAAACCAGAGGAAACAGGAUUCGUGAAUCCGAACAAGGUAUGGAGGUCUCUCGCUUUAAUGCAACGGAGAAUUUUUGCGGAAAGUUGCACGGAAGAUUCAUUUCAGCGAACAGGCCCAGGAGUAGUAGUGUCCAAAAUCGAAAAGUACAUUCAAGAAAUUGACGAACAAAAUCCACGACUUCCCAUCGAACAAGACAAAAAGGGGGUGAUCGUAAUUCCAGCGAGCUCAUUCACGUCCUCUAGUGAUGAUAGGCACGUGAGAAAUAUGAAGUCCUUUGGUGGUGGUUCCCAGCUUCAUCUUGCGGACGGAGAGGGCUACGUAACCUACGAUAUCCCAAGUGAAAUUAGCAUCGCACCAGACAAGAAGUAUAUGUUAUCAGCUAAGGUAUGCAGUGUGCACCUUGAACAACAGCCUUUGCAAUUUGAAGUUAACGGUGGAGAGACAUUUUGUCUCGAGGUUCCAUACACCGUUGGAGAAUGGGGAACUUCGGAGCAAACAGAAGUCGCCAUUGGGGGUAUGAAGAAGCUGAAAGUUUUUCGCAAGUCCUCCCCGACCUGUUUUGGAUUGUCGAUUCAGAGCUUUACAUUAACACCGUAUUAA
Cylindrotheca closterium is the source of this 1806-nucleotide messenger RNA. The record is from the annotation of a GenBank genome assembly. NCBI's taxonomy places the organism in Eukaryota, Bacillariophyta, Bacillariophyceae, Bacillariales, Bacillariaceae.